Messenger RNA from Aspergillus calidoustus, 1674 nucleotides. NCBI's taxonomy places the organism in Eukaryota, Fungi, Ascomycota, Eurotiomycetes, Eurotiales, Aspergillaceae. The record is from the annotation of a GenBank genome assembly.
AUGGCGGACUCUGAAUUGCCCACUCGCCCCAAGCCCGAGGAGACCCCCGCGGCUGAGGCUGCUGCGGAGGGUGAAGAGCCCGGCAAGCUCAGCAAGAGCGCCUUGAAGAAGCUUGCGAAGGAGAAGGCCAAGGCCGAAAAGGCCGCCCAGCGUGCAGCCCAGGAACAGGCUCAGGCGGCCGCCGCAGAAGCCAACGACACAGCGAAGCAUCUAUAUGGCCCGAUCCCCGAAUCCGAAGACGUCCUCCCAAGCACCCGCCUCGCCGAAAUCACCGACGCGCACUACGAACAGGAGAUCACAGUUGUUGCCCGUGUGGACAAUGCCCGUGUUCAGAGCGCAAAGCUGGCUUUCCUGAUGCUCAGGCAGCAGGGUCUGAAGUUGCAGGCUGUCAUUGCCGCGGCAGAGCCUAUCUCGCGCCAGAUGGUCAAGUACACAGGCGGUCUCAAUGUCAACUCCAUUGUCCAGGUUACCGGUAUCGUGAAGAAGCCCGGUGUUCCCAUCGCCUCAGCGACCCUGAGCGAACAUGAAAUUCACAUCCGCAAGGUUUACACCAUCACCGAGGCGGCUCAACAACUUCCCAUGCAGGUCAAGGACGCGGAGAGGCCGCCACCAGAGACCACCGACGAGGGUUUCCAGGUUGACGAGUCCGGUGCGCCCAUUGUUACCCUCAAGACCCGUCUUGACAACCGUGUAUUGGACCUCCAGACUGCGACCAGCCAGGCCAUUACCCACAUUUCUAGCGGUGUCGCGCAGUUGUUCGCAGAGUACAUGAUCAAGAGCGGUUCCCGAUGGAUCUCUACGCCGAAGUUGGUGGGUGCUGCUACAGAGGGUGGUAGCGGUGUUUUCGAGGUCAAAUACUUCAAGAGGAACGCGUACCUGGCGCAAAGUCCCCAGCUUUACAAGCAAAUGUGUAUUGCUGGUGAUAUGGAGAAUGUCUUCGAAAUCGCCCCCGUCUUCCGUGCGGAAGAGAGCAACACUCACCGUCACUUGACCGAGUUCACCGGUCUCGAUUUUGAAAAGACUUUCCGCUCUCACUACCACGAGGUCUUGGAAUUCGCCGAGAACCUCUUGGUCUUUAUCCUCACCGAACUCAAGGAGCGAUACAAGGAGCAGAUUUCUAUCGUACAAAAGUCUUACCCCAAAGCAGGCGACUUCAAGCUCCCCAAGGACGGCAAGGCCCUCCGAUUAAACUACAUGGACGGCGUGGCGAUGCUCAAGGAAGCUGGUGUGGACGUCUCAGAACAGGAGCGCUUUGAAAAUGAUUUCACCACCGCCAUGGAGAAGCAGCUGGGUCAGAUCAUUCGCGACAAGUACGACACCGACUUCUACGUUCUGGACAAGUUCCCAAUGGCUGUCCGUCCCUUCUACACCAAAUCCUGCCCACAGGAUCCCCGCUUCUCCAACUCGUAUGACUUUUUCAUGCGUGGUGAGGAGAUCAUGUCUGGAGCCCAGCGUAUCCACGACGUGAAGGAGCUCGAGGCGUCCAUGGUUGCCAAGGGCGUCGACCCUACGCAUGAGGGCUUCGAAGACUACCUGUCCGCUUUCCGUCAGGGAUGCCCUCCUCACGCCGGUGGUGGCCUGGGUUUGAACCGUAUUGUAAUGUUCUUCCUUGGAUUGCCCAACAUCCGAUUGGCGACUCUCUUCCCUCGUGAUCCUCAGCGUCUGCGUCCUUAG